AAAGAAAAACAAUCACUAGGGAAGAAAGAAAAUAAAAUUAAAAAAAAAAUAGAAAGGGAAAAGAAAGUUGACAGAGCAGAAAUUUCCAAUCUUCCUGACCGUGGUCUCUUUUGUCAGCAAAAGGUGCAUCAGGAUUUGUAGUCACUGAUCAGCGAUCUUUCUCUAAUCAAGCAAGUUAAUUUUGCCAUCUCUGCUAGCUCUGUCAUCUUCACCAGCCUUUUCUCCGUUUCAUUCAUUUUUGUGCAUAUCACACGAGCCUUGCAACAGGCAACGUGGCACUUCAAGUAACCGUUAACAAGAACUUGGUGGCUGCCUGAGCAGUUUGAGUGUGGAAACCCAUCAACUAUUUUGAUAGAUAGUGGGCUGCUGUUUGAAAGGGGAACAAUGAGACAGACGAUGGUAGGACUAUCUUCGCUGGCCUCUGAAACAAUAAGUGUUCAGUCUUGACUCAAAGGGAAAUGAUGGUCAGAGGUUAAUCAUUGACUGACCCCUGAACUACCAUCCAGUUUCAGCCCUCUCCUCCCAGCAAAACCCUUCCCAAGAAGCUGUGAAGGGCCCCGAUUCGUCAACCAGAUCUUUGCCUACAUCCCCACCAGAUCAACCCAGUGAAUCCAUGUGAGGUCCCCACUGUCCUUUCAGGUAGUUUUUAUAGAAUAGAAUAGAAUAGAAUAGAAUAGAAUAGAAUAGAAUAGAAUAGAAUUUUUUAUUGGCCAAGUGUGAUUGGACACACAAGGAAUUUGUCUUGGUGCAUAUGCUCUCAGUGUACAUAAAAGAAAAGAUACCUUCAUCAUCUUAUCCCUGACUCCCACCCAGCCCCUCUGGCUGGAGGCCUUUGGGGCAUUGUGAAGAAAGAGGAUGUGGGCAAAGGGAAAAUACAGCUGUCCUCCUUUCCUCGUCCCCAGGAUUUUUGAGAGCACUAGAGACUCUUCCAGCCCUUCAGCCAAGCUGGACCGAGCAUCCUUAUCAACUUUAUCAGUAAUUCUGGAGGAGGGAAGGAGCAAAUGUUUGUCUUCGUACAGGGCUCUUUCUUGUAGUUGCAUAAAUGUGCUUCUUCCAGUCCUUGAGUCAGCGGACAAAUAUGCUGGCACAACUGGUUCUGCCCAAGAGGCACCACGUGGAUGCAAGAAAUCUUGACCUUGAUCUACAGCAAUGGCAACCUUGAGCCCAUAAAGACUCUUCCCAACUGGGCCCGAGCUCCCUGGUUGGAGCACAGCUAUUUCCAAGAGCAACUUCAGCACAUCGGGUAUCCUCGCCUCCUCACCACCCACCUGCCCCAGCCAGUGCUGGCGCCUGCCCUGAAGAAAGCUAAGCCCAAGGUGAUCUAUGUGAUCAGGAACCCAAAAGAUGUUGCUGUGUCCUACUACCAUUUCCAGAGAAUGGCCAAGUUCUUCCCUGACCCAGCCUCCUUUGAAAGCUUCCUUCAUGAUUUCAUGGCUGGCACCGUGCACUACGGAUCCUGGUUUGAGCACGUGAAAGGUUGGCUCAGCUGCCGAGAAGAGCUGGGCCUGUUUUGCGUCACCUAUGAGGAGCUCCAUCAAGACCUGAAACACUGUGUGGAGCGGCUGAGCGCCUUCCUGGACCACCCGCUUCAGCCAGACCAGGCUGAGUGCAUCCUGGAGCACUGCAGCUUUGCUGUCAUGAAGGAGAACAUCAUGGUGAAUUGCAAACUUGUCCCUCCUGAGAUUAUGGAUUUUCAGAAAAGCCAGUUCAUGAGGAAAGGUAUUGUUGGUGACUGGAGGAACCACUUCUCCCCCAAACAGAGCGCCCUGUUCAAUGAGAAAUACCAGCAGGAAAUGAGGGGCCACCCCUGGCCCCUCCAGUGGGACAUGGACUGAGAGCAGCUGCUCCAAGACCUCGGCUGACCUUUGCAAGUGGCCGUCCAGAACCAGCUUGCCUCAGGAUGGCAGCUCCAGCAUCGGAGUUUCUCCCACUGGGAAGAGGAACUGGGAAGUAGCUCAGCAAGGGGUCACCCCAGUCUGGGGUUGCGAGAGAGAAUUCUUACACAGUCAUAAAACGCAGCCUGAAAGCAAAUUGGAUGACUAUAAAACAGAUGAAGACAAGCCAGUCCCUCAAACUAGGGAACCAAAUAGUUUCUUUAAGAAGGGUGGAAGGAAGGUGAUGUGCAAGACGGUUUCUAUGUUUAGAAUUAAGGGCUUGCUUGAGUCACACCAGUUGCUGGAAACCUUCUUGCUUCCUUCAAUAAACCUGACUUGUUUGCAGCGUCCCUAGUGGUUCCCCUCCUGCUUGUGCAGAGGAGCCGUAGAGGAGCCCAA
Messenger RNA from Ahaetulla prasina, 2273 nucleotides. RefSeq names its product sulfotransferase 2B1-like. Gene Ontology annotation, cellular component: cytoplasm. The record is from RefSeq and is a predicted model, not a curated record. Gene Ontology annotation, biological process: sulfation. Bases 1119 to 1835 code for a protein of 238 amino acids. NCBI's taxonomy places the organism in Eukaryota, Metazoa, Chordata, Lepidosauria, Squamata, Colubridae. The transcript has 6 exons. Gene Ontology annotation, molecular function: sulfotransferase activity.